AUGUCAACCGCUGACAGAGUCGUCAAAACUCCCCGAAAAUGGAUGCCCAACAACACAGACCCGUAUCCAGAACCGUAUACUUCUUGCACGAGAGACUGGCCAAGCGCAGGCGCGAUCGCUACCUGAUCAAUCUGGCCAGGGCCUACCAUCAAUUAGGCUUCAGAGUGACCUUCUAUACGUCCAGCUACAAUAGGGCCGAAGACUUGGAUGAUACCAAAUUCCUCGACAGAGUCAAAAUAAAACACUCUGGAUGGUGGAUCCCGAAGAGCCUGUUCGGCCUCUGUAGGCGCCCUUUUGCUGUUUUAAGAUCGAUCUGUAUGGCUUGCAAGGUGAUCCUGAACCCUCCAAAAGAAACCUCGGUUAUAGUUCUGGAUAUUAGCACCGUAGCGCUGUAUCUGCUGCACCUCUUUACCAGACACAAGCUGUUUUAUGUGGAGUCUUUUGAGGAGAUUCCUGAUGUCUGUGAGCAUACGGUUUAUUCACCGUCACUGUUGGAAGCGAAAUUCAUCAAGCUGGCAGACGAGAUCCUGGUGGAGACAGCCAUGUUUGCUGACCUACUCAAGAAGUCUUUUCCAGCUUUGGGCAAAGAGCCUACAGUGCUCUAUCCAGCCGUUGACGUGGGCCUCUGGGACUCCCAAGUGAUCCAGAUCGAACGGAUCAUUCCCGAUUUGUUGGAGAACACCAUCCUGUUUUUGUCAGUAGGCAAGUUUAAUAGGUCGUCGAACUUCAGAUUGGCCCUGGACGCUUUUGAGCUGUUGCUACAGAUGCUGGACGACUCCCAGGUGACCAAGAGGUUCCAACUAGUCAUAGCAGGCAACUGUAGGACCCUCAACGAAAAACUCUACUACAACGAAAUGGUUGCUUUGGCAAAGGACCGUCUGUGUGCCUCCCAGGUCAGCAUUCUAAAACAGCUUCCGGUGGUUCACGAGAAGACUUUACUGACUGAGUCAGCAGUGGUGAUUCACCCUUCAAAAGCUGACAUGCAGGCGGACUUCUUGCUGAAAGCGAUGAGCUUAGGGAAGCCUAUAGUGGCCACAAACAAGGGAAUAGCCCCCAGGAUCCUACAGAACAAAUUCACCGGGAUUAUGACGGAACCGGACCCUACAGCCAUGGCGCAAGUGCUCAAGAAACUGAUGAGGAGUCCGCAUCUGCAGUCGUUCUUAGGGGAGCUGGCCAGAGAUGGGUUUCAGAAAAAUUACAGUUACCAAAGGUUCUGCGAUAGGGUGGUGGAGCUAAUGAUGCCCAAGGCAACCGCCCUUAAAUACACGAAAUCUGAGAAGUCUUUGAUUAAUGACGGGGUUAAUAAAUCCAAUUAAUUAACGAG
Molecule: messenger RNA, 1324 nt
Organism: Anthonomus grandis grandis
Lineage: Eukaryota; Metazoa; Arthropoda; Insecta; Coleoptera; Curculionidae
Exons: 2
Coding region: 39-1316 (425 amino acids)
Molecular function (GO): alpha-1,3-mannosyltransferase activity; GDP-Man:Man(1)GlcNAc(2)-PP-Dol alpha-1,3-mannosyltransferase activity
Source: RefSeq, a predicted model, not a curated record